Molecule: messenger RNA, 855 nt
Organism: Thermochaetoides thermophila DSM 1495
Lineage: Eukaryota; Fungi; Ascomycota; Sordariomycetes; Sordariales; Chaetomiaceae
Exons: 2
Coding region: 1-855 (284 amino acids)
Biological process (GO): chromatin remodeling
Cellular component (GO): Ino80 complex
Source: RefSeq, a predicted model, not a curated record
AUGGCCCCCUCGUCUAAGAACGCUACGCCGUCCAACAAGGACCGCCGGAAGUCUGGCAUUGCUGCUGCCGGUAACGGCAAUGCUGCCGCUUCUUCCAAGAUCGUCACCCUUAAGGUGACUCCCGAGAGGCUGCGUGCUAUCUUCGACCCCGACAUUCUUAUGGAAGAUGCGCCUGCCAGCAAGGCCUCGCCCGCUGCCGCCAACUCUAACACCGAGAACGCUACCGAAUCGAAUCCCAAUUCUCCUUCUGCUAGCACUCCGGCCGGCCAGUCCGUCAUGGGUCCGCCUGCUGAGGGCCCCAAGAAGAAGGGUGUCAAGCGCGGUGCCGCUGCACUUGGCCCGAACGGCGAGCCCAAGCCUCGCGGCAAGCCUGGUCCCAAGAAGAAGCAGAGACUUGAGGACGGCACCAUCGUCGAGGAACCUUCUCGCAAGCUCGGCCCCAAGGCGAACCAAGGCGCUAUCAAUGCCGGUCUGCGAGCUCUCGAUCGCUCAGGCAAGCCCUGCCGCAAGUGGACGCGCGGCACUUUCCAGAUGAAGAGCUUCACUGGCGUGGUCUGGGAGAUUCCUCGCUGGACGGCUCCACCGCGUCCGAAGCCCGAGACCGCUGCCCCUGAUGACGCCGCGGCCACGGUCGCUGUCAACGGCAACGGCGCGACUCCGGCCUCGACUGCCGCUGACAACAACAGCAAUAAGGAGAACAACAACCCAUCGAUUGCGGCAGCCAAGGUCGAGGACGCCAGCAGCCAGACGGCGGUUAAGAGCGAGAUGAGCACUGGCAGCGGCGACAUCGAGAUGCAGAGCGUCGCCCCCAGCAUCGCGCCGUCCCCGGCUCCUGUGCCGAUUGCCGUUGCUUAG